CAGCUUGUCCCUGUAGUCUUUCCGUAGUUUGUCCAAAGCGCGACUUGACGUCCUGUCAAGUUAAGCAGGUAGACGGGCAGUGAGGGUUAAAACACUAUGGAAGAACAAAUGGACCUCCAGCACCCGUAUUUGAUCGGUGAUUGUCUUAUUCACAUCUUUACAUUCCUGACAGAGGAAGAUUUAAUCAAUGCAUCGAGUGUGUGUCAGGACUGGCAUGAAGCCAUAGAAACUCCGUGGAUAUGGAGGCGGUUGUGUCUGCAGCGCUGGACUUUCUGUAACUUCUCUGUGCUGCGGAGUGAACAGGUGAAUCACUCAUGGAAGAGAUACUUUCUUUGGCGUUGCCACUUAGAGGCAAAGAUGACAGAAGGCCGGAGCGGAGGUUACACCUGCAAGAGCCUCAGAGGACAUACAGGCAGGGUGGUGGGAUUGGUGUACCUGCAGGGGAAUUCAGCUCAGCGUCCUGACCUCUCGAGUAGCUGUGCCACGGUCUGCAGCGCCUCCGCUGAUGGUACAGUCCGAGCCUGGAACAUCCAGAAUGGUGAUGUCCUGUGGUGCAGUCCUGCUCAGAGUCCUCUGACCGGGAUUGUUACUGAUGAACUGCAUGAAGUUGUGAUCACAGCAGACUCUACGGGACUCAUAAAGACCUGGCAGGGUCAGACUGGACAGGAGGUGGCCUCCUUCAGUUCUGGAUCUCCACAUUGUGCAUUACUGCAGUACAAUAUCAACAAUACUUGGUUUCUGACUGUCGGAACCAGUCAGGGGGCUGUUUGCACACUAGCUGAUAUGAGUUUGACCCAAAAGUCUCGAGUCAUGGUGUGUGACUCCUUUAAAGUCAACACCCUGCUUGUGUCACCUGACAAGAAAUGGAUCAUAGCUGGAACCAAGGACAACGAUGAUUUAAGCCCAAAGGUAUUUUACACUGAGAGUUUGACCUCUCCGUCUGAGGACGAAGAGCCUCUGUGCCAGUCCGUGCCAGUCACCGGGUGCCAGGCUGCUGUCUUCAUCCCCACCCAGCCUGCCAGACUGGCCAUCAUCCACCACAACCAGCGCCCAAACAACAAAGCCCUCACUGUGUUCGAUGUCAGCAUAAAAAAGAGCAAGUACAAGUCAGAGAUCCAGGUCCAGCAGGUGGAGUCCUUCCCUCUGACUCUUGAAACCAGGUCCUCACACUACCUUCUUGAGGCCAAGGACAGCAACUGCUUAGUGUUGGCAUCUGGCCAGGAGCUAAUGGUCUACUCCCUGAAAGGAGCGCUGCUCGCUAGCUUUAAAGACCACACUAUGCCCAUUACUUCUAUAUGUGUGGACAGCUUUCGUGUGGUGACGGCGUCUCAGGACCUCUCCUUACGAGUAUUGACAUGGAGGACUGACAGAGACCACGGGUUGAGCCUGGAGAGCAGAUACCACUUACUGGGAGGCUCUCACACAAUGUCCAGCGGGUUCACCCACGUCACCUGUGACUACUCCAGCAUUGUGGCCUCUACUGAAGGAAAAGAUGGGAAAGAUGUCUUGAAAGCAUAUUCUUUCACCUCCUGAGCUUUGCUGCUUUACACAAAGGGUCCUACAUAAAGUUAGUACAACCAGAUGAAAGAGGGAACAUUUAUCUUUAUUAUAAAUGGGUCAUCAUACGUGCUUACAGUACAUUAGGAUAAUCUUUGGUAAGAUUAUUUGUACAGAAAAAGAAUGAGACAUUGCAUCGAACAGUCAUACUACAGACUAAAUUCAAACGCAGUAUGUAGUAGGCAGUACCUCCUGCUUACUACAUACCGGGUACUUGGGUAAUAGUGGUUAAACUGAGGGUUUAGAUUGGCUUCUUUUUGGUGUGGUAAAGGAAGCUCAUUUAUUUUAUUUGGAUCAAAUUAUCUUUGCCUUUUUUGUAAAAAAAAGAAAAAAGAAAAACAUAAUUAAAGAAAUCUUUUAAUUUUGCUUUUAUUUUUUUUCCCUUUUCUUUUUCCCUGAGAUCAAUUUACUUUUACUUUUACUUCCCUCAUCCCUGAAGUAUUUUCUGUCAACAUUCAAACUGUCACAUCCUCCCUCUCUUUACAAUAUAGCCUUGAUUGGUACGUACAAACAGGAACUCAAUUACAGCUUAAAACGAGGAUGAAAACGAGGACCCAGAGAGCACAGGAGAAAAAGACAAUUCAGAAACAUACACACUUCACAGGUUACAAGAUGUAACAGACAAUUACUAUAGAUAAAAAACACAGCUUUGUUAUGGGACAGGCAUUGAUACUCUGUUAGUACAACAUCCUUGGUAAGAAAUGAGUCUGCACAGGUGUAGCUAUUCAUAGCUAUGCUAUAUGUAGCUGAGGUAUUGACUGUGACUGAUUUUAAGGCAUACUGUAUUGUAAAAUAUAUUUGGAUCAUCUGUUCUUCAAUAUGUUAAUACAACUAGAUACUGAGGUAAGAAAAUA
Messenger RNA from Notolabrus celidotus (New Zealand spotty), 2411 nucleotides. It is a transcript of the gene fbxw12, whose product is annotated as F-box and WD repeat domain containing 12. The coding region runs from base 97 to 1533 and encodes 478 amino acids. The transcript is spliced from 10 exons. NCBI's taxonomy places the organism in Eukaryota, Metazoa, Chordata, Actinopteri, Labriformes, Labridae. The record is from RefSeq and is a predicted model, not a curated record. Gene Ontology annotation, molecular function: protein binding.